Molecule: messenger RNA, 2642 nt
Organism: Dufourea novaeangliae
Lineage: Eukaryota; Metazoa; Arthropoda; Insecta; Hymenoptera; Halictidae
Product: 7SK snRNA methylphosphate capping enzyme-like
Exons: 4
Coding region: 131-2554 (807 amino acids)
Biological process (GO): snRNA modification
Molecular function (GO): snRNA binding; O-methyltransferase activity; RNA methyltransferase activity
Source: RefSeq, a predicted model, not a curated record
CACAACGACCGUUGUGAGCUGGCUGCGCCGUGUAUCUCGUUACUAAUUCAUAUUUUUGUGCUUAAUGCGAGCAAAAAGUACGUCGAGGAGAGACUGAAGCUGUUCGCGAAACGAUUAAGGAUUCCACAAAAUGUCAUCUGCACAAGUUGAUCGCCCCACCAAAGUGGGGGGUCACAUUAACAAGAAAGAAAGUGAAAAAUCGAGGAAGACCUUUAGUUCUUCUCAUAAGAAACACAAGCAUGAAGACAAUCGCCAUUUCAAGUUUGGUCGAAAGCGUCUGCAAAGUUUUACUGGCAAUGGUAAAUUCUUUCCUCCAUACAAACGUAGAAAGAAGGAGGGUGCCAUUAUACCCCCGACAAAGUUUUUGCUUGGUGGCAACAUAUGCGAUCCAUUGAACUUAAAUAGCAUGCAAGAUGAGGAAAUAAAUAGAGCUAUGAACGCUGUUACACCUAAGUCCAGUCCCCUUCCCACACCCAGACAUAAAAAAGAGGUUAUCGAAGUGAUUAUACCUCCUAAUAUCUGUGAUCCUCUGAAUCUGAGCAAUUGCAAUGACAAUGAUGAAUAUGAGAAACAGCUAAUCUCUCCAACGAAAAAAGGUUCAAAACGCAGAAACAGAAAGAAAAAACGUACAUCUUCAGGUUCUGGGAAGGAUGAUACAUGCGAUCUACCUGAAACAAAAAAUAAAGAUUGUGAUACAACUGAAGUUACAGAACCUAUGGAACAGACUGCAUCAGAGAAUGUGGAGACAGAACAACAGCAUGUACCAUUAAGCUCUCCACCACCUCAUCAGCCUAAGGAAUCCAAACCAGAAAGCCCACAGAAAGACAAAAACAAAUUGCGUCUGAAAGGUUUGGAAGAACCAAAGGAUAAACGCUUACGGAAAGUUGAUGUGAAAGACAAAAUUGUUAGCCCUGUUAUUCCUCAACCUGGAGCAUGGAAGCCUAGACCGCAACAUCGGCCGAGUCAGGAUAAGAAAAAGAAGCAGACAAUGCCAAAUUUCAGAGAGAAAGAUGCACGUUAUCAGUACGGCAACUACAAUAGGUACUACGGUUAUCGAAAUUCUCACCAUGAUGUGGACACGAGACUGACCGUAUUUGCUCAACGCAAAGAAUUAUUCAUUGGGAAAGACGUUCUCGACAUCGGUUGCAAUGUUGGCCACAUUACUCUGUCCGUUGCAAGAGAUUUCUCUGCUCACAGUGUAUCUGGUAUAGACAUUGAUCGAACACUCAUCAAUAUUGCUCGAAAAAAUAUCAAACACUAUGUCAAUUGUGUACAGUCUCCUGCUGGUAACGAAGACAGUGAUCACCACGAUGUAAACUUCUUCCCAAUGUCUAUGCCGAUCAAUUAUGGACCAGUUGAUAUUCCAGGUUUCACAAAGCACAAGAGUCACAAAGGUUUCCCUUAUAAUGUUACUUUCGUGCAGGGUAACUAUGUGCUAGAAGAUGAUGCUCUUUUGUCUACAGAACAACCACAGUUCGAUACUAUCCUCUGCUUGUCCAUCACUAAGUGGAUACACUUGAACUUCGGAGAUGCGAGUCUCAAGCAAGCCUUCAAACGAAUGUAUGCUCAAUUGCGUCCAGGUGGGGUCCUGGUCUUAGAGCCUCAAGGUUGGAGCAGUUAUACUAGGAAGAAGAAUCUCACAGAACGGAUAUACAAAAAUUAUCAGAGUAUCGAGUUUCGACCUCACAACUUCACACAAUACCUACUAUCCCCCGAGGUCGGUUUUUCCAAAUGCGAGGUACUCUCUAUUCCCCCUCACCCGUCUAAAGGAUUUCAGCGGCCAAUUCAGCUGUACACCAAACCUGGAUCGUCUCAAGACACUGCAGAUGUUUCUACAUCGAAGCGACAAGAACGAGCGAACGAGAAGAGGGAAGAGCUGGAGCGCAGGGAGUACGAGCAGAAACUGUUCCAGAAAAACAGUACUAAACAGGGAAACAUGUCAGAGAUCAGUCAACAGAGCAACGAGUCCAUUUGCCAAUACGAUCAGUUAGAAAACGUCUACGCGCCCAGUACAACACCGUGUUACGACGACACACCUGGUUACAACAACAACGAUAGUCAACCACCAGACGCCUCAAAAAUGUGUUACUUAGACGUCAAUACAGAGAACGAUAAAACAGAGUCGGAGAACCAGGAUGCGACUGAUAAAGUAACCGAAUCGUCCACGGAGAGUACGUCGCGGAAACGAAACUUGGACUUGGUCACUGACGAGGCUGGCACGCUGGACACGAAAAGAUCCAAAAAUGUGGAGAGGGCGGCGUCCGAUUCCAGGCUAAUUAACAAGGGUGAGAGGACUGUGAAAGUUAAGGAAGUACUAAUGUCUCAGACCUCAGUUUCUGUGGACGAUAGUGGAAGCAGAUCGAAGAAGAAGCAAAAAGGAAACGACAAAUCGAAUGCUCGCCCGGCAGUUGAUAGGAAUUCCAAGCAUUGUACAGAGGAUAAACAAGAUACAAGGACGGUGGAGCAAACAGAAAAGGAGAACAGCUCAAGGAGUCCUCGCGAGGAAGGCCAGACAGAGACGAAACGUUGCAAAGUGACCUCGGACAACACGUAAAUUAGUACAUUUGGAACGCUACUCGUGUGGAAAAUGAGCGGUGCUAUCAGUUUUUCCGGCUGUUAGAUUAUCCAUUUACUUGGCCGAU